UGUCUUUUAAAAGACACGUGUUUAUCCAAGUGUAAGCAAUCUGUUGUCCCCGUGUGAGCACAAAUGGAUCUGUAAGGAGCCGAAAGAUGUCAUUCUCACUACACCUGUACUGCCGCCUCCUGGACGGACGCGACUCCUUUGCAGCGACUGUACUAUAAGUGAACGGACAGCUUAUGAGCCCCACAAAGCGAGAGAACCACACACAAGGAGCGGGAUGGCGAGGAUAUUAGUGCUGCACCUUCGCGUCCUUCUCGUGGGUCUGUUAUUAACAGGCUCCUUGACUGUCCAGGCAAACAGAGGGGCGACAUCGCCUGACGAGGAAAGGGACAGGGAGAGCGACACGGAGACGCCAUGUGAGGUGAAAACCGUCACCGUUUCAACCCUGCCCGUACUCCGGGAGAACGAAUUCAGCUUCACCGGCGGAGCCUCGGGGAACGUGGUCGGAGGAGGGGGUGCUGCUGAAGCAGGUGGUGUUGGUGGAGGAGGAACUGGAGGAGGAACUGGAGGAGGAGGAGCAGGAGGAGGGGGGGAAUCCAGACUUCUAUUAUUCGUUAGAACAGACCUACCUGGGCGAAUUUCCGUAAUGGAUGAUCUUGACAACACGGCUCUUCCCUACUUCACACUCGAGAUGUCUGGUACUGGGGAAGAAAUUUCUCAGGUACAUUGGAAGCAGCAGUGGUUGGAAAAUGGGACACUGUACUUCCAUGUGUCCAUGACUGAGUCUGAGCUUUUAGCUCAGACCACACAACCUACUGCCCGGGAACCAGCCCACGUGCUGCAUGAACACAUGCAUCUGCUACACAUCUCAGUUAUGGGAGGCCUCAUUGCACUCCUCCUCCUAAUCCUCCUUUUCACCCUUGUGCUGUAUACCCGCCAUCGAUGGUGCAAGCGUCGCCGUAUCCCCCAAAAGAGUGCAAGUACCGAGGCCACACAUGAGAUCCACUACAUUCCCUCCGUUCUGCUCGGACCGCAGGGCCGUGACAGUUAUCGGGGUUCUCGAAGCACACAUCAGCAUGGCAGCUCUGUCAUUGGAAUGCCUAUUCGUGAGACUCCAAUUCUUGACGAUUACGACUGUGAUGACGAGGUGGACGCAGGCGGGCACUCACUUAACUCCACACCCAACCAGAUCCACAACAAGCUUAGUGAUGGGAAGGUCCUAGAUGACUAUGGAGUUGGCAUCCAAGGACAUCCAGAUAUGAUGUGCAAAGAAGACGAUAUUAAGCAUAAUUUUGACAAACGAGCCAUUGACCCAAACACCGAGUCAGUCGAGGAUUUGAUGCAGAGAUUCCAGGACAGUUUCCGUGUUCCCAACACGCCAACAGACAUGUCUCACUACCAGCAUGUCAUGCACAGCUCGUCAACAGGCCGCCGGAGGGUCCUGAGCCACACCAGAGAGGCUGGAGGUGUGUUUGGUCCUCAAGGGGAAUCGGGAUCAGAGCCUGAAGAUGACAACCAAAUGAAGUUUUACACAGAGCAGCACAGAGGACGAAGGCGCAGCAAAGGCCAUCCACACAGUCCUCUAAAUAAGGUCACCUUGACACUGAUUACUAUCAGCACAUGUGUCAUUGCCAUUGUCUAUGCUACGCAGGAUUCCUGCCCCCUCACUGUUAAGGUCACCCUCCAUGUGCCAGAGCAUUUUGUUGCGGAUGGAAGUAGUUUUGUGGUGAGCAUGGGCAGUUUCUUGGAUGUUUCUAAUUGGUUAAAUCCAGCAAAGCUAACUCUCUACUAUCAGACCAAUUCAUCCACACAAUGGGUCCAGGAUUACUGCGGCCAGAGGACCACUGAACCCUGUGAGCAGAUUUGUGAUCAGGACACAGGAGAAUGUAGCUGUCAUGAGGGUUAUUCCCCUGAUCCCGUUCAUAAGCAUCUCUGUGUGCGCAGCGACUGGAGUCGCAACGAAGGUCCAUGGCCAUAUGCUAACUUGGAGAAAGGGUAUGACCUAGUUACAGGAGAGCAGGCCCCGGAGAGAAUCUUCAGAUCAUUCUACAGUCUGGGCCAAGGGCUGUGGCUGCCUGUCAGCAAAAGCUUUGUUGUGCCACCGGUGGAACUGUCAAUCAACCCCAUUGCCAGCUGUAAGACAGACGUGUUGGUUACGGAAGAUCCAGGGGAGAUCAGGGAAGAGGCCAUGAUGUCCACAUACUUUGAAAAUGUAGAGGACCUACUGGCAUCUUUUGGACCUGCCCGUGACUGCUCUAAAGAUAAUGGUGGCUGCAAAAAGAAUUUCAAGUGUGUGUCUGAUCGACAGUUAGACUCAUCUGGGUGCAUGUGUCCUGAGGGGCUGAGGCCAAUGAAGGAUGGCUCAGGUUGCUAUGACUACUCCAGGGGCAUUGACUGUACGGAUGGCUUCAAUGGAGGUUGUGAACAGCUGUGUCUCCAGCAGCUUGUGCCCCUUGAAGAUGACCCAAGUUCCAGCAACGUACUCAUGUUUUGCGGAUGCGUACAAGAGUACAAGCUGGCAGGCGAUGGGCGCUCCUGUCUCCUGCAGUCAGACAACUGUGAUGGACCAAAAUGCCCUAAGCAGGAUGUCUACUUCAAUGACACCCUGUUUGGUGAGAUGCUGCAUGGAUACAACAACAAAACCCAGCAAGUCAACUUGGGACAGAUAUUCCAAAUGACCUUCCGGGACAAUAAUUUUAUUAAGGACUUUCCUCAGCUUGCUGAUGGUCUCAUGGUUAUUCCUUUACCGGUAGAGGAACAGUGUCGAGGAGUCUUGUCAGAGCCCCUGCCCAACUUGCAGCUACUCACAGGGGAUGCCCAGUUCAGCGAGGCUGUUGGGUACCCUAUGGUUCAGCAGUGGAGAGUGCGCAGCAAUCUGUACAAAGUCAAACUCAGCUCUAUUACCCUAGCUACAGGCUUUUCUAAGGUGCUGAAGACACUGUCAACAGAGAGCACACGUGACGAGCUGCUGGCUUUUCUUCAGCAAUAUGGCAGCCAUUAUGUGUCUGAAGCCCUGUAUGGCUCUGAGCUCAGCUGCAGCAUUUACUUCCCCAGCAAGAAGGCCCAGCAGCAGCUCUGGCUGCAGUACCAGAAAGAGGCAACAGAGCAGGGUAUUGGUGGAGGCGGGCGUCGUGAGCUGAAGUCACUUCCCUUCAUCAGCUACCUGUCGGCGCUGCAGAAGAGCCAGCUUUUAUCUGAUGACAUGGUGAAUGGUGUGGAGAUCCGCUGUGAAGAAAAGGGCAGCUGUCCAGCUGGCUGCCACCUAUGCCAUCACCAGGCCAUGAUGGGUGGAGUAUCGGGAAGAGGCCGCACUGGUAACAGCAGGACUGGUGAACAGCCUUCCCCCAUCCCUGUUCUGCUGGAAGUCAGUCGCGUCGUGCCCCUUUACAGCUUGGUCCAAGACAACGUCACCAAAGAGGCCUUAAAGAGUGCCACAAUGAGCUCAUACUGGUGUGCUGGAAAGGGCGAUGUCAUCGAUAACUGGUGUCGCUGUGACCUGAGUGCCUUCAGCAAAGAUGGCCUGCCUAACUGCAGUCCCCUCAGGCAGCCGAUUUUGCGCCUAUCCCCUUACCUGGAGCCCUCAAGCACAAUGGUCGCCCUGGAGUGGAUGGAUGUGGAGCCUCUGAUUGGCUGCAAAGUUUCUGACUACAUCAUCCAGCACAAACGAGUGGAGGAUCCCUCAGAGGCAGAGAUCUACACAGGUGAGGUCCUGAGCUUGAUGGAUGAUCUGUUUUCUGGUUUGGGUUCGUCCUGUGUUGUUGCUGGGAGGAGGAGUGGAGACCAUCCCCACUCUGUGCUAUAUUCAGUGGUCUUCAAGUGCCUGGAACCCGACAGCCUCUACAAGUUUACUCUCUAUGCAGUGGAUAGCCGAGGUAGUUACUCUGAAUCAAGCUUUGUCUCAGUACGGACAUCUUGUCCAGUGGUGGAUGACACGCGAGCAGAAGAAACUGCAGACAAGGUGUACAACUUGUAUAAUGGCUACACCAGCGGCAAAGAGCAGCAGAUGGCCUACAAUUUGCUGAUGGAGAUUCCUCCUCCACUGCUCUACAGAGUCCAGCAUCACUACAAUUCUCAUUAUGAAAAAUUCGGAGACUUUGUCUGGCGUAGCGAGGAUGAGCUAGGCCCCAGAAAAGCCAACCUCAUAUUACGUAGGGUGGAGAAGAUUAGCCUCUAUUGCCGGUCCCUCCUGCGCAGCACCCACAUCCAGAGCCGCACCGACACCAUGGCGUAUGUCUACUGCCGGAGUGAAGAGGCACGACCUCCCACCAAUAUGUGGCAUGGCUCUUUACAUGACAGUCGCACUGCCUGCAUGGAAAAGCUCAUUUCUGUACAGCGUAACACAUACAGCAGCACCAAACUCCGAUGAGACAGGAGUUACGAAAUGAGCAGUUGGUCUUUUGUUUUUUUCUUUUUUUUUGCAAAAUGACAUCACUGAUUGAUGUACCUCUUCAGUACACUCUGCAGCAGUUGCCUCUCACUCGACUGUUGCAUUUUGCAAAUCGAUUGAGGCUAAAAGAAAAAAAAAACUCUCACAGGACUUCAUUCACUGGACGUUGUGUUAAAGCUACCGAAAAAAAUAUUUUUGUGUGGCCUACUUUUAUUAUGAGAAAGAAGAUUAUCCCAGGAAAAAAAAAUCCCAGAACUGACAUAUUUCUCCAGUGAUGCCAGUGAUUGCACAUAUCAAUGAGAGACUGCAGAGUGAACAUGUAAAAUAUUAUUCAGACAAAAGAAAACUGGUUGACUUAAAUACUUUGAAUGUAAAAUCAUAGUUCCUUUUUGGUGCUUUGAAGCUUUCCUGGUACACUUAAAAGAAAGAGGAAAAAAAGGAAAUAUCCAUAGUAUAACUUAUUUGCCUUUACUACCUUCAUUCGAAAGGAGAAACUGAACUGUGUUAAAGCCAAAAUCACUUACUUGUUUUUAAGUUCACAUUAAUUAAGAAGAAUAACUACACUUUGCUUCAGGAAUUUAAAAUCGGUAAGUGAGAAAGCAUGUCGUUUGACUUACAUGACGUUCGAUUGAUUCACUUGAAACAGCAAGGACUUGUGUGGUAACAGGAUUGAUAUUUGCCUAGUGAAAUUAUUAUGCAAGACGGAGUAGGUGGCAUUCAGACAUUAUAUCCAGACUUUUGAGUUAGCUUUAAUUUUAUUGCUGAAAUGAAUGAAUCAUUUUCUUGUAUGACUUUCUCGAACUGCAGUACCUAUAGCCAUGUUAUAUUACUUAAGUAAUAUAAGACUAUUAGUAUUAGUAUAAAGAAUUCUGAUACUGGGGCGGUGGAUGAAAUCGAAUCUUAUAUCUAGACUUUUGCAAGUUCAUGUAAUGUGUUUGUAAUCUAAUGAUAAGUUAUUGCUUGUGACUGAAACACGACUUGUCAUUGUAGCAUAAGUCCUGCAAAUUGGAAAUAUACGAGACGCAUAUAAGAGAAGCAGUAACAGACCUAAGAUUAUAUCAGAUCUAAAGCUAAAACUGAAAAUGUUAACUGGUUUUCAAAAGUUCUGCCCUAACAGCAGAAUUUAUAAAUUUUUCAUAUUUUUGUUUUUGCAGAUAAAUAUAGCAAGCGUGAUAAUAAAGCAGUAGAUCUGACCAACAUUUUCCCAACAGUAGAAAACAGGACAAUUACUGCUGACCCACAUGUAAACAUGAGGUACUGUACACUGAAAUGUGAAGAAUCAGUGAUUGUAGGAAUCACAUGUGGUCUGUUUAAUCUUCUUGUUUUUCAGUCCAAUAACAUAUCUUCAAAGCCAUGGAUAUUGUUUAACUGAAGAUAAACAAUGCCUUUUCAAUAUGUUCAUCUCAUGUUGUAUGAAUUGUAAUAAUAAAUUAUUAUAUUGUAAAUUUUCAAUUGUAAAAAAAAUAUGUGUAUUAUUAUGUGGCUUUGUCUUUUUCUGAAGAAUGUGAAAUAUAAAAAAACAACAUGUAGAAAAUGAGAGGAUCUUUCUUUUUCCACUACAACAGACUUAAUCGUUUAGAUUUAAACCUGGGUCUCAGACAGAUCUGAACCACUUACUCAGUCAUCGUGAGUGGCUAAAACCCACAACAAACAUGUAUUCCAAUUUUUUUGCCACAUCUGCAAAUAAAAUGUUUUCCUUGUGUAUUUGAUUUUUUUUUAAAUUUUUUUUUUUUUUUUUGCAACGCUUUCCCCAUUUUCAUUUUAUUGGUUAUUUCCCACCUGGUAGUUAUUUUCCACCUGGUGUGCGAUUGUACUGUUGUAAUUAAAAAUACUUUUGUUUGGAAGCGCAUAUUUUUCAGUUAACGUCAGUUUCUGGUAACUAAUGCAAUCCAUUAAAAAAAAACAAAAAACAGAGAGAGACAAGGGGACUUUGAUGUGUCUUUCCAACACAAUAACGCUUGCAAAGUUAUUACUGUGAGUGAUUGGAUAAUUGUCACAACUUUCAAACUUAAAAGCCUGUUGAGUACUUUCAGAUUUGAUACGCUCACACUUCCUUGUUUAAUAUUGCUCAGUUUUUCAAAAGAAAAAGUGUAAACCCAUAUCUAAAACCUAUAGUGUUCAUGAAAUCAUUUUUUCUGUGGUAAGUAUAACGUUUUUUUUUGUGUUAAAACAUUCACAACUGAUGAUGGUUGUUGGAAAGUACUGCAUCUUUUGAAAUAUCUGCACCUACUCAACUUAUCCAUAUGCAUUUGCCUAUGGGGUAAUAUUCUUCCACCUGUGGAAGAAUAUUAACCAUAUCUGAUAGGAUAUGAGACUUUACACAGUGUUAGUUUAUGUGUAGACCUGCAAUUUUCUGCCCAAAAUAAAGUAUCUCAAUAUGUGUUUGAAGGAUCACCAUGAAAUUGUACGUAAUGGUCUCCAAAAAUCUUCAAAGCCAGUGACUAAUGAUCCACAGUAAUUUUCCUCUAGAUCAUCCAAAAGCUUGAUAUUGGAUGUUUUGAGUGCCGUAUCUCAAGAACUAUUUGAAGAAUUACAAAGAAUUUUCAAACAUUUAAAAACCAUGGAUCCAUCAUCCAUUAUAUGGGCACUGACAUCACUCAGUAGUCCUUGUUUUAUGACCUGUUACCUACACAGCUAAAGCACCUUCCACUUAUUUUAUGUUUUGUGGUAUUUCACAAAAUUUAGCAUGCUGACAUGGUAAACCGAAGUAGUGAUUAUGACUGCUGCAGACACCAUGGAUGACUAUUAAUGUCUGCUAUACUUGUGUCACAUCCACUUGAAGUCUGCCUCAUGGACGUAUGUAUGUUUAGUGUGGUGUUGUAUGAUUUCUGCCAAACAAGUCCACCCAAACAAUUGGAGUAUGAGGCUGACAUCCACAAAUUGCCUGGUUUUCACCUGUGGAUGAUGGAAUUUACAUCACUUGGAUUCAAGCAGUUUUCCCUAUUGUCAAUUAUGUGGGAAGCACGACCUGUUAAAAUAAUGUUAGAUGUAACAUUAUGUAAACCAAGGUUGCCAUUGCUGCCAGGCUACAGAAUCAGAAAAAUUCUGCAAAAAAAAAGAUAAUCAGUUUAUUCUAAGCAUCUGUCUUUGCACGAUUUUAUUACACUGGAACAAUAGUUUGAAUUUACAUUGUACUUUGUUUCAUCUAAUUAAUUAAAAUUAGGUUGAAGGAGUAAGCAGUAUUGAUUAUCAAUAUCCAGCAUGUAUCAACACACAGAAAAUGUGGUGUUUUAUAGUUGUGGUUGUGCUAAUUAAAUGUGGCUCAUAUGACUAAUGUGCCCGACUUGAAAUGACACGGACCUCACAGGAGAGAAGCCCAUGGUAUGCAAACCACUACAAUGAAGUUGCACAAUAUCGGAGCAAUAACUGGAUCACAAUUAAUUAGAAUGAAAGGAAAAUGAGGCGCUGAUGAAAAUGGCUGUAAGCAAUUGUAGAAUAGAGUGCAAUUCUGUUAUUUCUUAAGUUUUACCCAAUUUGCUGCAUGCUCUAGCAGAAAAAUAUUUACAUUGAGUUGGAAAGGGGGAAAUCAGUCACUGAACUACCAGCUAUCCCCUAUGAAUUACACUACCGGUAAAUUAUGUCAUUAACUGAAGGUCUUCAUGUGAGCUGCUGGGAAGCAUUUUCUCUUUCCACCUCCCUCGACAAACUAUUCCUUUACGCUCAGAUCCAGUUUCUUUCCAGUCAUGCAACAUUAACCGCACUUUAAAAAUCAGUAGUUUGAUGUUCAUUCUCACAAACUGGGCCAUUAGGCUCAUUCAAGAGCCAAGAGCACCACUCACAUUUCCAUGCCAAUGUAUCAAUGAAGGAUGACAGAAUGAACAAGAAUGAGUUCUAUAUAAAAAAAUCUUCCAUUGUGUGCAUUAAAGCUUAGGUCCUCUCCUAUAAGCCUGGAACUCUGAGGAUUCUGCGCAGUAUCUUAAUUGUUCCUAGGACUCCACUCUUCUGGAUAGGCACCUCUAUUUUGUGUCUGGAAUCUGCUGGAGCCACACUUCCAGCUUUGGAGUCACAGUUCCUCAUACUCCUAUUACCACAGGGACCCCUUUAAGCUUUACCUUCCAAAUCUUCUCCAUUUGUUCCUUCCCCCAAGUGUUUUCCUAGGGGAGACUCAUGCUCCUUCUUUCUGUUGUUGUUAUCCGCUGGAAUUGCCACAUCUGUUCCUUGUCAACCACCAUUUUCUGGUUUGUUGGCUAGAAGCUGCUUGUCUGCCAAAAACUGGGAUGUCAGCCCUGUUGUUCUCAACACCUUCACUGGUGUCUCCCAUAUGCUGGAUUAGAAGUGGAUCGGAUAAUCUAAAGAUGUACUGGUACACUUAUAUCCUGCUACUAUGUGGUGGAUAGUGAGCCCUGUAGUUGUGCUGCCAUGAUCAGAGCCUGUGUGUUGUCCUUCAUGUUAGCCUUUUCUAGUCACUGCCUGGAUUUCUGGAUGU
This is a messenger RNA of Haplochromis burtoni (Burton's mouthbrooder), 8750 nucleotides long. RefSeq names its product astrotactin-2. Gene Ontology annotation, molecular function: protein binding. Gene Ontology annotation, biological process: neuron cell-cell adhesion; neuron migration. The transcript is spliced from 23 exons. Lineage: Eukaryota; Metazoa; Chordata; Actinopteri; Cichliformes; Cichlidae. Bases 215 to 4303 code for a protein of 1362 amino acids. The record is from RefSeq and is a predicted model, not a curated record.